Coregonus clupeaformis (lake whitefish) is the source of this 2685-nucleotide messenger RNA. RefSeq lists its product as uncharacterized. The record is from RefSeq and is a predicted model, not a curated record. NCBI's taxonomy places the organism in Eukaryota, Metazoa, Chordata, Actinopteri, Salmoniformes, Salmonidae. Bases 201 to 2558 code for a protein of 785 amino acids. The transcript is spliced from 4 exons.
ACCUGCUACUUAUGUGGCCCACAACAACCUGUAACGGUCAGAUACACUGUAGGUUAUCUAUCGAACAGAGCUGUAAUAUUGCCACGUUGCUUCAACCCCACGUUUGCCAUUGGUAAAAGAGCACGCCAUCACUGGAUCUAAGCGGUAGCGUAUCCUUCAUAUCCGAGUGAUCAUGACCAUGUCUGACUUAAGAAGUUAACAUGUUUGCCACUUCAGUAGAAUACCUGGGCCUCCGUGUGCCCCAGCUCCUGCAAACAUAUAAGGAGGAGUUCGGCUCACAUGGUGUCAUCGGGCUCAACCUUUUCCUGAUUCUCCUCUUGCUCCUGUUCGGGGCUAUCCAUCUGCGUAAAAACGAUGAUGAUGUCUUCGGCGAGAUUCACCAAGAGCUGGUCAAUAUGUUCACAGAGGGAGUGCAGCUCAACUACAGAUACCUCCAACACCUGGAGGAACUGCUGGACAUGAAGAAGUUACAGAUAGACGACCUCACCUCUCAGGUGGACCUGGACUGCUGCUCUGCCUCUGAGUCGUGCUCUGACUCAUGCUACCCAAGAUCAUCUUCCAGAUCAUCUUCUAGAUCACAUUCUAGAUCUUCUAUACCCUCCAGAUCUAGUGACUGCAGCACAUGCCAAACCUGUAAGAAACGGCCUCCACCUGACAGGUUUAAAUACCUGAAAGGCUGUAGUCCAGAUAGUCAAGAUAGACCCUGCCCUCCGGUUAGUCCUAGCCCAGUGGGUAGUCCUAGCUCACAGGCCACACCCUGCCUCCAGCUACCAGGAGGUCGUGAUGAUGAGGACAGUUAUCAUGGCUCCACGUGCUCCUCCCAUAGCUCCUCCUGCAGCUCCUCUAGGUACGUGUCUCCUUCUGACUCCCCUCUGCCCCUGGAAUACCAGCCCAGCCCUCGUCAGCCUGCUGCUACUGGUUGGAGGCGAAACUGGACUCUGAUGGAGACCAAAGUGGACUCUGUGGCUAUUCCUGUGGCAGCUCCUUCUACUGUCACGUCCCCUGACGGCAAAGACAGAGCUGCUGACCUCACAGACCAUACAGACUGCUCCAAGACCACUCCAGACCGUGCAGACCAUUCCAAGACCACUCCAGACCGCUCCAAGACUCCGACUGUGAGACAGAUUCUGACGGUGAGACAGCUGUUUGAGGUAGUGCCGAGGAAAGCAGACCCACCCCUCCUGCACUGCUGGCACUGCAGACGCCUGGAACUCAACGUGACGCAGAAGGUCGCCCGCAAUCGCUGGAGGAUUGCCGUGCUGAUGAUCUCCAUCGUUAGGUGGCUGCUCGCCGAGAGGCUGAAGGGAGGAGGCACCACCAGCUCAACCUCCCCCCCAACCAACACCACUACCACCCACUCCAACACCUCAACCACCUCUCAGGCUAAGAAAGGAUCCGAGAUCAUCAGGAAAACUGUCAACAUGCCAGCCUUCUGUCCACAGGGUGUAAACCCUCCAUUUCACUCCCAGGCUCCAUGUCAGUCUCCAGGGUCGGAGCGUAAACUCAUUAUAAUGUACGCUCAGGGCGCCAGGGUCCCCUUAAUUUCCCAGGAGGUCCGGGAGAAGCUGGAGUCUCACAUCUGCCGCAAGCAGAGCCAGCGCCUCUGGGGCUUCCCCAAGUUGGUCACCAGGUACGUGGGCGACCUCACGCCCCUGCAGCCCCCCACCUCCUGCAGCAAAGAAGACAGGAAAAUCAUGGGCAACAUGACUGACUGCCAGGCGGUGUUCUCUGGACGAGUUCUCAACACAGAGUUCAGGUUGAAGAACAAGACUACCAAGCCAGCGGGGGAGCCGAAGGCUACUGCAGCUGUAGCUGCAGCAAAGGACAUCUCACCAGCCAUCAGACCUGUGGAGAAGACUACCACCACCAGCACCAUGCUCCAGCCAGCCGAGACCCAUGCUACUAAACCACCCCAGACCAGACCCUCUCUGAACCAGCCCUCCGCUGUGAUGACCUUGACCCCGGAGGGACAAUGGCUGGAGAAGAAGGUGAGGAGUAAGUGUAUGGAGGUAAAGCUCAAACACUUCCCUGGCAUGGUGGCCCAGUCACACCACUCCACCCUUGCCUGGGCAACCAGCCAGCCCACCAGGAAGCCCACCCAGGUGGCAGAAGCCUCCACUGUUGUUCGGAAACGCCCAGCCCCACUCAGACAGAGGGAUAAGGUAUCAUUCAUGGACCAGGGGGAGAUAAGGCACCUUGCGGACAACCUGAUCAUGAAACACAUGGAGCAUCUUCAGAGGCAGGGAGUGACAACCCCUUCGACCCCCUUGGCCCACACCCAGGGAGUGACAACCGCCUCGGCCCCCUUGGCCCACACCCAGGGAGUGACAACCGCCUCGGCCCCCUUGCAAAGCUCUCACAGCCUGGCUCUAAAGACCUCGACCGGCACCGCCACUGUCUCACAUCCCCACCCUGCCCUCAUUAAACAGCUGGUGCUGGGGAGAGCAAGUGCUGGUGCUGGGGAGAGCAAGACACCGCAGGCUCCACAGCGGUACAAUGUGAAGCCUAGCUCAGCCACAGUCAAGGUGGGAAGACGCUGCAGCAUCAUCCAGCACUGAGGUCCAGAGGGCUCCUGCUGCCUCCUUUGAUUAGGCCUCCUCUCAUUUCCUGCAUAUGGUAGCUAAAGAUGUAUCCAGAAGUGAAUAGUAUGUAUUCUUUCUACCAAAUACAUUGUUUUGCAUUUCA